GCAUAGUUUUUCCCUCAGAGUGAAACUUCAUGGCUACCAACACCCGUAGCAAUGCCAGCAUUAACAACAGCGAGGAUAGUUCAGAGGCACCAGCUGCAUCAGAAUGUAUUCCAUGGCUCUUUGUGCUCAUCAUUGAAUGUCUGGCUAUAGUCAUCCUCAAUAUCAUCACCAUUAUUGUAUUUGUGAAGCAGCGCCAGCUACAGCGCCGGAGCACGUACUUGAUCAUCCACUUAGCGAUCGUCGAUCUGUUGGUCGGGGGAGUCUCUGGACCGGUAUAUAUCGCAGGGAAGAAGAUAUCAUGUGACCAGUGGAGAUAUCAUUCAGUCAUCUCAGUGACUUUACUGUUUCAGUUUAUCUCAGUAAUGAAUCUCGCAGCUAUUUCACUUGAACGGCUGCACGCCACCUUUCGCCCAAUACAGCACCGUCUUCUCAGCAACUGGCAUUACGGAGUGAUCAUCUUCGUGAUGUGGUUUAUUUCCGUGCUGUUAUCCUCCAUUCCAGUUGUACUACACCAACUGUUCACACGGAGUCUUAAGUUACUGACAUACUAUUACUACAUUUAUUUUUCCAUAGAUAUCUUCUUCAUCCUUGUGAUUUGUGCUUCAUAUAUCUCCAUUUUAGCCAAAGUCCGAUGUAGUCCACGCCCACGUCAUGAUGGAGGAUCUAACCGAGAGCAAAGGCUUACAACAACCUUGCUUAUGAUGACGUUGGCGUCUUUACUGACAUGGCUGCCGGAGUUAGUUUUCUUUUUUAUCAAAAGCACACCUUAUUUUGAAGAUUACAUAAAAAUAUCGGUACAUGCUAAGGCUCGACUUGGGUUUGUCCUGACUACCUUAACAAUAGCUAACUCUUUAGUUAAUCCAAUUUUGUACGCCGCUCGAAUGGCGGAAUUCAGAACAGUUUUAAGUCAACUCUGCAAAGGAACAGAAAACCAGACAGAAAGUCAAGAUAUUCAGUUAAACCUCAGGAUGCCAUAAGAGUUAUUGGAUGGUGGAUAUAGCUCAGCAGGACGCACUGGGAAUCCUCUCAUCAAUUUUGACUGGCCAGUAGUAUACUAGCUACGCCAGAAAUAUGUGACCAAGUUUCUGCGCACGCUCUCCGCUUACCUCUUUUUGGCGAAGUCUUGGAGGGGAUGUCGAUGGCGUAAUGGGUUUCAACAUGGAGCACAGGUUUGAAAAAGCGUGUGAAAAGGCAUGACCAAAAUUUCGAUGUCGCUAUGGGUUCAAACAAACGCCCGACUUAAACAAGGAACCGUGACGCAAACUUUUUUUCAAUCGUUCUUGUCAGUGUUCUGCGCUGUGUUCAAGUGGCAAUAUGAUCAAGGUGCGAUUUACGCUCUAGCUACAAACAAAGGAUAUGUUUUCUCUCUUAUUGACUCUCAUGUCUUAAGAA
Molecule: messenger RNA, 1392 nt
Organism: Pocillopora verrucosa
Lineage: Eukaryota; Metazoa; Cnidaria; Anthozoa; Scleractinia; Pocilloporidae
Product: histamine H2 receptor-like
Biological process (GO): G protein-coupled receptor signaling pathway
Cellular component (GO): plasma membrane
Molecular function (GO): G protein-coupled receptor activity
Source: RefSeq, a predicted model, not a curated record